AUGCACUUUCUACCCAUCAGGCCGACCUCCAAGAGGGACCUGUGCAUCAUCGCAGCAAUCUUUGUCACGGUUGUAUUAUUCCUGCAUAACCCGUUCCCUGACCACCUUAUUCGGCCGGGAGGCAGAGGUUCAAAAGCUUCAUCAACAGGUUUGAUGGGCGCGAUCCAAAACAGCACAUUAGGCUUUGAAAAGAUUUACGUCGUCGGCCUUCCAAGCCGUACAGACCGCAGAGAUGGCAUGAUACUUCAGGCCGCGCUGAGUGAGAUUGACAUCAACUUUGUUGACGGUGUGCCCGGCAACACCGUUGCUGAUAAAGCGAUACCAAAGACAAGCGAGCAUGAUCGCUUGCAUGAUGGUGCCAUAGGCUGCUGGCGCGGCCACAUGACUGCGCUCGAGGAAAUCGUUCGUCACAACCUAUCUUCAGCUCUCAUCCUCGAAGACGAUGUCGACUGGGAUAUCAGAAUCAGGCAACAAUUGCAUGACUUUGCUCUCUCGGCUCAGACCCUUACUCAGCCCCUUCCUGAUGGACCUUCAACCUACGCGGACCCAACAUACCCGAGGCCAGUUGAGAACUCGCCAGAGGUCGUCCCAGAUAUUCCUUUUGAUUUUCUACCAGCUACUGUAGCACCGAAAACAUCACCGUACGGAGACGACUGGGAUCUGCUUUGGAUCGGCCACUGCGGAAUGCACUUCCCAUUCCGAGACAAUAAGAGUAUACCGAAAGCUCGUAUCAUUCGCUCCAACGACGUAACAGUCGCUCCCAAGAAGAACUUAUGGACAUUCAACAUCCCGUUCACUCUGAAAGAGACAUACCCGGAGCACACGCGGGCAUAUCACCAUGCCCAGGAGGGUGUCUGCACGCUAGGCUACGCGGUUAGCCAAAGGGGAGCAAGGAAGCUCCUACACGAGGUGGCUUUGAAGGAUGUCAGUGAGGCGUACGACAUCCUCCUGAGGUUCUUUUGCGAGGGCGCUAAGGGGCGGAAACCACACAACUGCUUGACGACGCAGCCGGCUUUAUUCCACCAUCACCGGCCUGCUGGCCCCAACAGUGCGAUGAGCGACAUUGGGAAUCAUGGUGACGGUUUCAGAGAUGUUAGUAUGACGGAUAUGGUGAGAUGGAGUGUGCGUCUGAAUGCCGAUGCGCUUCUCGAAGGAAGGGCGGAUUUCGUUGACCAAUACCCUGAUGAUAAAUGA
Messenger RNA from Colletotrichum phormii, 1194 nucleotides. RefSeq lists its product as uncharacterized. The transcript has 3 exons. The coding region runs from base 1 to 1194 and encodes 397 amino acids. Lineage: Eukaryota; Fungi; Ascomycota; Sordariomycetes; Glomerellales; Glomerellaceae. The record is from RefSeq and is a predicted model, not a curated record.